Messenger RNA from Lolium rigidum, 1965 nucleotides. RefSeq lists its product as uncharacterized. Lineage: Eukaryota; Viridiplantae; Streptophyta; Magnoliopsida; Poales; Poaceae. The transcript has 5 exons. The record is from RefSeq and is a predicted model, not a curated record. The coding region runs from base 254 to 1774 and encodes 506 amino acids. Gene Ontology annotation, molecular function: protein binding.
CUUUCUCUCUCUCUCUCUCCCCCCAUUUCCUCUCGGACCAGCCCCGCCGGCCGGCGGUUCGAUUUCUUUCCAUCACGCCGCCUUGUCCUACUCAAUCACAGACUCCGAUUCCGAGCGGGAUUUCCUCCCUGUAGCGUUCGCCUUGUUGCUGGGCUGAUGUCAAUAUAUAUACACACAGAGAGAUCGAUGGGGAGAAGAGAACAAUAAGAGGAAAAACAUCUUAGUACCCCUGAUUUCUCAAAUAGGUCGUGCCAUGGGGCAGCUGGAUCUCAUACAUCGGGAGCAGCGGGAGCAGCGGUUUCGCCAAAUCCAGAUCCGCGAUGGAUCCACCUCUUCAUUGGCCAUAAGGAAGGAGUCGCCUUGCCUACCAGAUGAAGAUUUCCAUGAUGGCAAAAGAAGGGGAUAUUCAGGGACGGAGCUUUCAGAGGACAUUUGGUGUCAUAUACAUUCCCUAAUGACACCGCGAGACGCUGCCCGUGCUGCCUGCGUGUCUCGUGCCUUUCUAUGCUCCUGGAGAUGCUAUCCCAACCUCAUAUUCAACACCAAAAUAAUGGGCAUGUUGCAGGACAGAGGUUUCACCCACAGAGUUGAUGACAUUUUGAAAAAACACUCGGGCAUCGGUGUGAAGACAUUCGAGCUAGAUUUCUCCCGUUGCGGCAAGCCCAAGGUCUAUGAAUAUCUCCAAGGGUGGCUUCAGAUAGCGGUUACACCAGGCAUCGAAAAACUUACCCUUGUGAUGCCUGAGGACGAAGCUGUCAGCUUCCCUUGCCCUGUUUUGUCUGAUGAGAAUGGAAGCUCGAUCCGGUAUCUUCACCUUGUUCACUGUGCCUUCCGUCCUACAGAUAACCUUGGUUGCUUGAGAAACCUGACGGAACUACAUUUUGAUUGGGUUCGAAUCACGGGGGACGAGUUAGGGUGCCUUCUUUCCAGCUGUGUUGCUUUGGAGCGGUUGAAACUCACUAGAUGCCCCGAGAUAACUCACAUGAAGAUACCUUCCUGGCUGCAGCGGCUCAGCUACCUGCAGGUGUUAGAGUGCCAAAGACUGCGGAUGCUAAGGAAUGAAGCUCCAAACAUUUAUAGUUUUCACUUUAAAGGUGACCGAGUAGAGGUCUCACUGGGAGAGUCAUUGCGAUUGAAGAACCUACAUAUGAUAUGUUACCGCUUCCUCCAUUAUGUACGCGAAGAGCUUCCGUUCAGUGUACCGAAUCUUGAAACUCUUAGAAUACGUUCACAUAGUGAGUUGGUCAAUACAACUAUGGCGUUCCACCCUAGCAAGUUCCUCCACUUGAAGCACGUGGGUAUCUGUAUUAUUGGGGCCUAUGAUUAUUUUUCUCUGGUUUCUUUUCUUGAUGCAGCUCCUUUAUUGGAGACAUUCGACCUACGUGUAGUGGCAUUUCAACAUACCAUCGGUGAAUUGCUUUCUGACAAUCCCUCGCAGCUACAGCAGAUGGCAGGAUACCAUCAUGACAAGCUCCAGAGAGUGAAGAUAUCUAGAUUCUACUCUUGGAAGAGCUUGGUUGAGCUGACGUGCCAUAUUCUCGAGAAUUCAUCAUCACUCCAGCGCCUUACAUUGGACACCACCGAUGAUCGGUUUGAUGCUGCUACUAGUAAGUGUUCUUAUAACAGAUCAGACAAAUGCUCCUUCUUGGCUAAACCCAUGUACGCCCAUAAAUCAGUCUUGGCAAUCAGAAAACACAUCAAGGGGAAAGUUCCCUCUACAGUUCAGCUAGAUGUUGUGGAGCCUUGCAGCCGGUGCUACCCUGUUGAACUAUAGUAUGACACUAGAAGCUGUGGUGAUCAAGGCUCUUUUCUUCCAGUACCCUAGUAUUAGGUGUCCUGUUUUCUUUACAUCGAGGAAUGUUGCUUUCAGUCCAGGCCCAUGUACUGGGUCGUAAACAACCAUAUGAAUAUCCAUAUGGAUAUCGAUACCUAAUAAUAAAGUAUGUACUGUUUCUUCCCGUCCAA